Salpingoeca rosetta is the source of this 730-nucleotide messenger RNA. RefSeq lists its product as uncharacterized. Gene Ontology annotation, biological process: transcription elongation by RNA polymerase II. Gene Ontology annotation, molecular function: RNA polymerase II complex binding. Lineage: Eukaryota; Choanoflagellata; Craspedida; Salpingoecidae. Gene Ontology annotation, cellular component: transcription elongation factor complex. The coding region runs from base 96 to 668 and encodes 190 amino acids. The record is from RefSeq and is a predicted model, not a curated record. The transcript has 4 exons.
CACAAACAUCACACAACAAACACAACAAGCAAGACAACACAGCACAGCACAGCGAACCACAACGGAACACAACCCCGACACAACACGUCGUCGCCAUGGGACGCCGGAAGUCGAAGCAGGUGGCGCCAAAGAAGCGCGGCGGAGGCAGGCUGCCCAAGAUCUUUGCUUGCCCCUUCUGCAAGCACGAGAAGUCAUGCCACGUUGAAAUGCUGCGCUCUGAGGGGAUUGGCCGCAUCUCUUGCAAGAACUGCACGGAGCACUUUGAAGUCCCCAUCAAUGCACUGUCGGAGCCCGUGGAUGUGUUCACGGAAUGGAUUGACGAGUGCGACCGUGCAAACAAGGUGCACGAGCAGCAAGAAGCGGCGCGGCAGCAGCAGCAGCAGCAACAGCAGCAGCAGGCACAGGGCACAAGGCGAGGACAGUCAGGACAACACCGUUCAUCAUCGCAGGUUCGCAGCAUCCACGGGCUUGAUGACGAUGAUGAGGAAGACGAUGACUUUGCGCUCCCUUCUGCCCUUGAUCGGGAAGACUCCUCCUACAAGCAGGGCUCCAACGGCAACGCUGCCAGCCGCCGCUUCGUGGGUGACGACGACAGCGACGAUGAGGCCGACUACAACGCCACCAACAGGCUCGUUUCAGACAACUUCCGCGAUGACGGCUCUGACUAAGUGGGAGUGAGCACGUGUGAGCGGGAGUGAGUGUUGGUGGGAGUGAGUGUUGGUGGGAGUGA